AAAAAAAACCACAAAAACCUUGCGAAUUUUUUUUUUUCAGAAAUUAGUUUUAAGAACAAAACAUUGUAAAGUUUUUGUAAACCAGAAACUCAUAGCUUUUGGGAAUUUAUAUGAAUCCAUUUCUUUGUUAAUAUGGUUUUAUCUACUCCAAACAUGUAUGCAGCUGCAAGUUGAAUAUUACCUCUCACAAAUGAAGGGUCUAUUAAAAGGGUUGAGGUACAUUACUCGUAUCUUCGAGGAUGAGAAGGAACCAGAGAUGCAGAUUGGGAUACCGACCGAUGUAAAACAUGUCGCUCAUAUAGGAUGGGAAGGUCCUUCUGCAACCACACCAAGCUGGAUGCAUGAUUUCAAGUCACAAGACCGCACUAAGACUGAGACGAAAGGAAGCUCUAACAAGAAACCUGGGAGUUCAGGGGAGAAGCAUAGAAACAAGGCGAGACGUAAAACAUCUACAGGAAACAACUCACCUUCAGAAUCUCCAUCAAGGGCAGGAGGAUCAAUGAGGCCAUCAAGACGUAGUACGGGUAAACAGAGAGAACAGAACAUGGGUUCAGGGUCAGAGUCAGGUUCAGGGUUAGAGUUACCUCAACAGACAGAUCAGACUAUCGGACCAAAAUCUUCGAGACAGAGGAAGUCAAAAGGAUCAGCAGGAGGAGAAGGAGGAGGAGGAGGUGAACCUCCUCAAGCCAUUGGACCUGAAAAGUCGAAAGAAACAGAUAUAUCCGUGAGAGCGGUUUACCCUUAUGCGGGUCUUGGAAGUUCUACAGGAAGAUGAAAGAUGAAGAGAGGAAAACAAAGAAAAGAGUGUUAUAUAUUCAAGUUUAGACUAGAGUGGUGGUUUUGCUUUUCUUCUCAUGAUCUACACACUUUUUUGUCUUUUUCUCUACCUUUUGUUUGGA
This is a messenger RNA of Capsella rubella, 899 nucleotides long. Its product is annotated as CRIB domain-containing protein RIC5. The coding region runs from base 158 to 775 and encodes 205 amino acids. The record is from RefSeq and is a predicted model, not a curated record. NCBI's taxonomy places the organism in Eukaryota, Viridiplantae, Streptophyta, Magnoliopsida, Brassicales, Brassicaceae. The transcript has 5 exons.